Messenger RNA from Phytomonas sp. EM1, 597 nucleotides. The record is from the annotation of a GenBank genome assembly. NCBI's taxonomy places the organism in Eukaryota, Euglenozoa, Kinetoplastea, Trypanosomatida, Trypanosomatidae.
AUGUCCUUAAACUGCUUUUUCGGUAUCGAACUCCAGCCGGAUGGGAUCCCGGUGACCCCACCCUUACCCCCUAAUAGCUCGUUGGUGAUCACGCAGUGCGCGGUGACGGCCGCGGUACCGCCCCCUUCCUCGUCGUCGGCCUCGCAAGCCGGGACGACGACGCCCGCCGCGUACGCCCCGGUAACGCUUUACGUCCAAAGCCACCACCUCCCUUCCCGCCUCGCCGUUUGCACGUUGGCGCCCGCGCAAAACGUCUUUUUCUGCUCGCUCGAGCUCAUUUUCAGCGAGCGGGUCAGCUUCACGCUGGUUCCCGAUCCCGAGGCGCGCACCGCCUCUUCGUCUUCGGCGGCUUCGCCCGUGGCGUUCCCGACGGUGCAUUUAACGGGUUACUACGAGUCCGCCCUCAGCGACGAGGAUCAGGAGGAGGAAGGCGAGGAAGAGGAGGAGGGCGAGGAGGAGGAGGAGGAGGAGGAAACCCACGAGCAGCGCCCCCGGAGGGAGGCCGCGCGCGAGGAGGCGGUGCCGCGUGGGCGUGCUCCCGGCGGUCGCCACGGAAAGGCGAGGGAACGAGCAAGCAAGAAGCGAAACAGCGGUUAA